Brassica oleracea var. oleracea is the source of this 966-nucleotide messenger RNA. RefSeq names its product F-box protein SKIP19-like. The record is from RefSeq and is a predicted model, not a curated record. Lineage: Eukaryota; Viridiplantae; Streptophyta; Magnoliopsida; Brassicales; Brassicaceae. Gene Ontology annotation, molecular function: protein binding. The transcript has 2 exons. The coding region runs from base 1 to 966 and encodes 321 amino acids.
AUGGCCUCUUCCUCUUCCUUGGUUCUGUCUUCUCCGUCUUUGACUCCGGUAAUAAAAGACGGAGAAUAUAAAAACUGGGCGGAGCUUCCGUCUGAACUAACGUCAUCCAUCCUGCAAAGGCUCAGCCUGGUUGAGAUAUUGGAAAACGCUCAGAAAGUGUGUACGUCUUGGCGUCACGUCUGUAAAGACCCUUCUAUGUGGCGGAAGAUUGUCAUGCAUAACCUUGGAAACUUGUGGUACGACCGCGAGAUCAUGUGCCGUCACGUAGUGGAUCGUAGCCAGGGUGGCUUGAUUGAGAUUGAAAUUUGGUAUUUUUGUACUGAUUCUCUCCUCAACUACAUAGCUGAUAGUUCAAGUAGCCUGAGAAGCCUUACACUUGCACUGUGCUCUCAAAUAACAAACAACGGACUUACCGAAGCACUUAUGAAGCUUCCAUUGCUUGAAGAACUCGAUGUCUCGUUCAGCACACUGUCCGGAGAUUCUCUCAGAGUUGUAGGCCAGUCUUGUCCUAAUCUGAAGACAUUUAAGCUAAACUGCGUGGGUGACAUUCGUACCGCGAACGAGGGCGACGAUGAUGCUCUAGCUAUCGCUGAAACAAUGCCUGGACUUCACAACCUCCAGCUUUUCGGAAACAAAUUAACAGAUGCUGGUUUAAACGCCAUUAUUGAUCAUUGUCUUAACCUGGAACAUCUUGAUUUACGUCAGUGUUUCAACGUUAACAUUGUCGGAGAUCUGGAGAAGCGGUGUUCCGAAAGGGUCAAAGUUUUGAGACGACCUAAUGAUUCUACUCAUGAUUACCCAUAUGAAGAAGUGUUGGUUUUCAAUACGAUGAGAGCAUCUGAAGAUGGCUUCAUGCCAAAUGUUAGUUGUUAUCGUGACUUCGAAGGUGCCAGUGACAAUUCUGACUACGACCCGUAUGAUGUUUAUGAUGACCCGUAUGAUAUGCACGGCGAUCUGCGUUUCUAG